AUUGCUUCCUACGCAUGGCUUUUGGGAUUGCCUCAGCUCCUGAGGUUUUUCACAGGACUGUACAGCAAAUAUUUGAUGGCAUGGAAGGUGUGGGAGUCUUCCUGGAUGAUGUAGUCGUAUGGGGUACUACAAGGGCAGAACAUGAUGAGCGAUUGAGGAAAGCGAUGGCACAAGCUCGGAAAACAGGAAUGAAACUGAACAAACAAAAGUGUCAGUUUGGGGUGAGAGACAUUAUUUACCUGGGAGACAGACUUUCUGCAGCAGGGAUACAGCCAGACCCUGUAAAAAUAAGGGCUAUAAAAGAAAUGCCACAACCCAAAGAAAACACUAAGCUGCAACGUGCAUUAGGCUUAGUCAAUUAUGUGGGAAGAUUUAUUCCAAAUCUGUCGGCUAACACAAAGGCAUUGCGCAGUUUGCUGGAAAGUGGAACUGAGUGGCGAUGGGAGCACGAACAUGUGACGGAAUGGGACAUGCUCAAGAACAGCCUAGUUAAAGAACCAGUGCUAAAAUUCUUUGAUCCUGAGCUUCCAGUGAAAGUAUCUACAGAUGCUUCAAAGGAUGGACUUAGAGCUGUUCUUCUUCAAAAACAUGACUUGGCAUGGUUUCCAGUGGCGUAUGCAUCACAUCAGUGACAGAGGCAGAAAGAAACUAUGCGCAAAUAGAGAAAGAGACAUUAGGAGCAGUUUUUGGAUGUGAAAAUUUCCAUGAAUACAUUUAUGGAAGAGAAUUGGUACUGGAAACUGAUCAUAAACCACUGAUUGCGAUCUCAACGAAGGCAUUAGGAGAUGCUCCUCCUCGCAUCCAAUGGUUAAUGCUCCGUCUCCAGAAAUACAGUCUGACGUUUGAGUUCACUCCAGGGAAGCACCUGGUUAUGGCAGAUGCACUCAGCAGAGCAUCUUUGAGCCAUACAGGAUCAAGAAACAGGGAACAUGAUGUGCAGGUUCAUGUAGACUGUAUACAAAAACACCUACCAGUGCCUGAGGAUAAAUGGAGACAGAUUGCUGAAGCAACGGCAGAUGAUCGUGAGCUACAAGCUGUAAUAGAAAAAAUCCACCUGCCAAAAGACCAGAAGUUGUCAAAUUCUUAUCAGAGCUUUAAAGAUGAGCUGCCAGUUGUCCAUGGGGUGCUCCUGAGAGGUGAACGGAUUGUCAUAAAUACCACCAUGUGCUCACAAAUGGCAAAACUCACACAUGAAGGACACUUAGGCAUAGAGAAAUGCAAGAGACGUGCAAGAGUUUUGUUAUACUGGCCACACAUGAAUAGGGACAUUGAAGCACUGGUGCAGCGCUGUGAGACAUGCCAGCGGCACAGGUACCAGCAACCUAAGGAAAACCUUAUGGCCAACAAUAAACCUGAGGAACCAUGGAGAAAGGUCGGAACAGACUUAUUUUACCUAGCAGGGAGGGACUACCAGGUCAUCAUGGAUUAUAAGUCAAAUUAUCCAGAGCUGGCGAUGCUGACUAAUACAACAGCACAGCAAGUGAUAAAACACACUAAAGCCAUCUUCGCGCGACAUGGAAUUCCGGUGACUGUGGUAAGUGACAACGGACCACAGUUCAGCAGUCAGGACUACAGGGACUUUGCAGAGACUUAUGGGUUUGAACAUAUAAUAUCUAGUCCACUGUACCCACAGUCAAACGGCUUGGCUGAAAAAGGAGUACAGAUUAUAAAGUGUCUGCUAAAGAAAACUGCUGAGACUGGAGAGGAUCCUUAUUUAGCACUGCUAAACUACAGAGCAUCCCCUCUUGAAUGUGGACGGUCUCCAGGUGAAAUUCUCAUGAACAGGGGGGAGCUGAGAACACGGCUACCCUCAGCAGAACACCUGCUUCAGAAGAGAUAUGAGCUGUGUCCCAAAGUUGAGUGUACAAACUUCGAAGGCCACGGACUUCGAAGACCGGUCUCCGAAGUGCACGAAGGGCCCUCCAAAGUGCGUGAGAUGCUCCACCUUAGCAGGAUUUCAUAAUUCCUCCACUUGGUGUUUCCAAUUAGCGCUCUGUCGCAUAGCAACGGUUCGAGCGGAGCACUGACGAGAAGACAAUCCUGCCAGGAGAGGUGGAGCCAUCCCAGAGCGGUUUUUGUUUUUAUGUUUUUAUGUCAAAGUGGAGAAGCCUCUGGUAUAACCAAGACCGAGGCCAAGUUACACUGGUUUGCUGUGUCCUUUGUCGGAUUACAACUUUAAAUGCAGACUAGACCCCUGUGCAGGAUAGAGCUGAAUGUGGCAGUGCUGGACAGGUGUUUAAUGGUUUUGGCCCUGACAGAGCUGCUGGAUCUUCUGAGAAGUGAACGCCAACAGUGAUGGGUUCCACAAUCCAGACCCUGGUGUUUCUCUUCUAUCUGCUGCCAGUGGUACAUCAUAAAGAUGGUCUCCAGAGUGUUUGACAUGUGCCUCAUUCAACUGUCAAUGCAUUGUCCUCCAAGUCUCUGCUUCACCAAGAGAUUGACCUCCUGAAGACCUCAGAACACAUGGAAGCAGCGCUGGGCUCAGACUGAUGUUGUUUUUAUGAUUUUGAAACUAAACUAUGCUGUAAUUGGUUGUAAAAAGUACUUUCAAUUAUAGAGCAAUUUGUUUUAAUGUGUAAAAAAAAUAUUUACAGGAUGAAAAAAUAAAAGAAUGUUUUGAGAAAAAAUGUAUAAGCUGCAUUAAACAAAUUAACAACGUACAUAAGUACUUCUUUUAUUUACACAUGAAUAUGCAAAAAAAUAAUAAUAUACAAAAUGUACUUAUUUACAAACAAAUUACACACAAAAAAUGAAUAAUGUACGCAACUUGCGCCACAAAAAUAAACUACUGAAAUUAGGUUGUUUCAUUGACAAUAUGAUAUUUUAAAAAGAUGCUGAAAAACUGUAAUGUACCCAUUUUUUCCCCACUGUUUUCUCUUGACUAAUGAAGAAUAUAUUUGUUAAGCAUUCUCUCAAGAAGAGAAAGCUUGUGCUCCUCCCUCUCUCUCUCUCUCUAUCGAGUUUGAUGUAAUCCUUGAGCAGCUCCACUCGCUCCCUCACCUGUCCCGGGACACUUAGCAAAUAAACCAUGUCUGUUAACAAUGAAUGAAUGAAUUUCAGCAAAAAUUGUAUUAAAUCUUUCCCCAGCAUGCUCACUUUCUCCAGAAUAGUACUGAAAUGAGAAAAUGGAAACACUUGAAAAAAACAAAAAAAAAAAAACAAAGAGAUAAAUAUGACACAGCAGGAUAUGCAUACAAAAUACUGAAAUGCUAAAGUUUGGUUUCAAUAUUUAUAGACAUCUCUUGCAUGACAGCACUUCAAAAACCCAACAAAGAGAAAGACAAUUGCCUUAUACUAUAUAUAAUCUUGACUUGACUGUCUUAUUGUUUGUGUACUUUAUGUAAAAAAAAAACACUGGAUUUUAACAAUUUGGCUAGAUAUUUGGGUAAAUGAAAACACAAUACUUACAUUUCAAUGUGAAGUCCCCCACAGAACUCUCACCUGCCUUGUUAGGUUGUGACGCUGUGACGCAAUAGCAGUCCACAUCCGCACUUCGGAGUCCACGCACUUCACUUUGGGACACCCUUCACCGCGUUGCUGUGACGCAUUCACACUUCAAAUGUGCACUUCGGAGACCACGCACUUAAAUUUGGGACACAGCUAUGGAGAUUAUAAAGAUAAACAGCCAGAGCAGAACCUAUGACAGGAAUGCCAAACAGUUAUGCCCACUGGAACAAGAGGACACGGUACGUGUCAGAUGUGAUGGAAAAUGGGGACCGGUUGCAAAGGUCAUCAAAGAGACAACACCAAGAUCCUACGAGGUACUUACAGAGUAUGGUAACACACUGCGAAGAAAUCGCCGUCACCUGCUGAAAGUACCAAGCACCUGUAUUGAAAGUACAGACAUAGUUAUCUCUGAUGGACUAACGGAGCAAACCCAAGUAGAAAAACACUCACCUAGCUCUACAACCAUCACUGAAAACAUCACAGAAAACUCACCCUCCACUGAGAUAGGUGGGGGAAGACCACGUCAUCACGCAAAGAAACCUAAACGGUUAAUAGAAGAGUGUUAAGUUAGUUAAAAAAAAAGGGGGAGAUGUACUGAUACUGACUAUAGUAACAGUUAACCAACAGAGGGCGUCAUUUAGCUGUGUUGCUUUAUGUUGCUUGUAAACGGAGGUUGAGCAAUAAAGCACUCUUGAGAAGGGCAGUCUGUGUAAUGUGUGCAGUCAAUACAGUAGCCAGUACAAACAUAACAGGGAAUUUAUCAUUUAUCAAUUUAUCA
Molecule: messenger RNA, 4225 nt
Organism: Carassius auratus (goldfish)
Lineage: Eukaryota; Metazoa; Chordata; Actinopteri; Cypriniformes; Cyprinidae
Exons: 2
Coding region: 599-1963 (454 amino acids)
Biological process (GO): DNA integration
Molecular function (GO): nucleic acid binding
Source: RefSeq, a predicted model, not a curated record